Pseudomassariella vexata is the source of this 969-nucleotide messenger RNA. RefSeq names its product glutamate-cysteine ligase modifier subunit. The transcript is spliced from 2 exons. Bases 1 to 969 code for a protein of 322 amino acids. The record is from RefSeq and is a predicted model, not a curated record. Gene Ontology annotation, cellular component: glutamate-cysteine ligase complex. NCBI's taxonomy places the organism in Eukaryota, Fungi, Ascomycota, Sordariomycetes, Amphisphaeriales, Pseudomassariaceae. Gene Ontology annotation, molecular function: enzyme regulator activity; glutamate-cysteine ligase catalytic subunit binding. Gene Ontology annotation, biological process: glutathione biosynthetic process.
AUGACGCGGAUAGUCCUAUCAACGGGGAAUAUCAUCUCGGGCGGCCCCUCCAUCAUUCGCAAACCGGGCACGUACCGAUCAAACCUCGAGUUCACGAACAGUCUGCGCAGCAAUUUUCUGGCUGCGCAACAAGACUACGCAGCAGAGCUGCAAAACGGGAAUGGGAAUGGCAACGGCGUGAGCGGCUACCAUGACCAAUAUGCGCAACCGAACGGCAGUCGACCCGCGACAGAGGUGUGGACCGAGAUGGACACCGCAACAUCCACAUUAUACGUCCCCCGUGUCGAUUGGUCGAGCGGAAGUUUGCAAGAAGACAGAGAACAGUAUGAGAUCACGCUGAAGCUAUUCUUCCUGCCCACUGCGCCGGCAAACGAGCGAGCGGCAUAUAUCAAAACGGCGCUGCAACUGGUCACAAAAGAACUUGGCGUUAGAAGUGUAGACCUCCUGAUCGCAUCUUUCCCCGGGGUAUCAUUCGAGGGCGACUGCGAGUGGGAGGCAGACAAAUUGAACGCAAAUAUGGGCAACGACGAAGAGGAGCUCACGACGUGGCGCGAAUUGGAGGCAUUGCAAAGCGAAGGCAAGAUCCGCAAACUGGGCAUCGCCGAGUUCGGCACCGAGAAGCUGGCACGAUUUAUUAAGCAGGUCAAGACCCGUCCGGCGGUUAACCAGAUCAACGUCAAGAACUGUUGCAACGUACCGCCGCCGUUGACGAAACUAGCCAAGGAGGAGCGCAUUGAGCUUCUGACCCAUGGGGAUUGCACAGAUAUCCUCCCUAGUGGCACACUGCGGGAACUGCUUGGCCAGGGACUCCAAGGCGCUGGUGUUCUCGCCGAUGGUGAGAGUACUGGUGGUGGGCUUAGGGGCAAUUUGAUUCCCGAGUGGGUGGUCAAGUAUACAGCAUUUGUAAAGGACCGGGGUGUCAUUGAGAACAAGGGCUACUUCGCCGGAGCAGAGCUGGUCGAGCACUGA